AUGGCACCAAUAUCCUCAUCCUGGCAAGACAAGCUCUUGCACGAAUGCCGUAUCUUCAUAGCUAACCUAGAUGCCCAAGCCCAUAUUCUACGGUGCGAUCCAGAUAGUCGAGGAAAGGAACGCAUCGGGGAUGUCUCUCAGGCAGUAGUGGAUCUGUCUAUUCGCACAGAUCGGAUCAUAGAUAUUGCAUUCGGCAUGAUUGCUCGGGCCCCGGAUAGCGAGAUUAUUCGUCGCAAUACUGCCUUUUGGUGCCGUGAAGAUGAUGGCAAUUACAAGUUCGAGAAUGUGUUUCUUACCAUGGAGCACGACUUGGCGUCUCGAGGGAAUCGCAAGGAAGGUCUCAUUUAA
Penicillium roqueforti is the source of this 348-nucleotide messenger RNA. RefSeq lists its product as uncharacterized. The transcript is spliced from 2 exons. Lineage: Eukaryota; Fungi; Ascomycota; Eurotiomycetes; Eurotiales; Aspergillaceae. The coding region runs from base 1 to 348 and encodes 115 amino acids. The record is from RefSeq and is a predicted model, not a curated record.